AUGGCACAGACUGCUGCUUCAGAGGGCCUGCUGGUGCUGACCCCAGCACAGAUCAAAUCAAUUUGCCAGGCGAUUCUGGAUUCUGGGAAGCAGUAUGCCAUAAAGAAGAGGAAGCCAUUCCCCCUAAUGUAUUCUUACUAUGGAACUGAAUACUUGGGGGCAGCUCAUGGCCUGUCAUCCAUUCUUCAGAUGCUACUUUCUUACCAUGAACACCUCAAGCCCUCAGAUCGGGAGCUGGUGUGGCAGAGUGUGGACUUCCUCAUGGAGCAGGAACAAAACUGCAACUGGCCUCCUGAGCUCGGCGAGACCAUUGAGAGAGAGAAUGAGCUGGUGCACUGGUGCCAUGGUGCUCCAGGAAUUGCCUAUCUGUUUGCCAAAGCUUAUCUGGUUUCCAAGAAACCACAGUACCUGGACACAUGUAUCCGGUGUGGGGAACUCACGUGGCAGAAGGGCCUGCUAAAGAAGGGGCCAGGGAUUUGCCAUGGUGUAGCUGGCAGCGCCUAUGUCUUCUUGCUGCUGUACCGGCUCACGGGAAACUCUAAAUAUAUCUACCGAGCCCAAAGGUUUGCUCAAUUCUUAUUUACCGAAGAGUUCAAGGCAGGUUCUCGGGUCCUUGAAAGUAUAUACAGCUUGUAUGAAGGCUUCUCCGGGACAGUGUGCUUUCUGAUUGAUCUGCUGCAGCCCAAUCAGGCUGAAUUCCCUCUCUUCAGCGUCUUUGUUUAG
Carlito syrichta (Philippine tarsier) is the source of this 723-nucleotide messenger RNA. It is a transcript of the gene LANCL3, whose product is annotated as LanC like 3. The transcript has 5 exons. The record is from RefSeq and is a predicted model, not a curated record. The coding region runs from base 1 to 723 and encodes 240 amino acids. Gene Ontology annotation, biological process: peptide modification; carbohydrate metabolic process. Gene Ontology annotation, cellular component: plasma membrane. Lineage: Eukaryota; Metazoa; Chordata; Mammalia; Primates; Tarsiidae.